Molecule: messenger RNA, 4081 nt
Organism: Botrytis deweyae
Lineage: Eukaryota; Fungi; Ascomycota; Leotiomycetes; Helotiales; Sclerotiniaceae
Exons: 3
Coding region: 284-3772 (1162 amino acids)
Biological process (GO): protein transport to vacuole involved in ubiquitin-dependent protein catabolic process via the multivesicular body sorting pathway
Cellular component (GO): ESCRT-0 complex
Molecular function (GO): protein binding
Source: RefSeq, a predicted model, not a curated record
UAGCAGAGUUUAGAUACAAACACCGCCCCGCCUCUUUUCCAAAGACUCCCGACAUUUUCCUCUUUCCUACAGACUACUCGCUUUCAAUUACCGUAAAUAUUACAAAAGAAAACUUGUGCCAUUGUGUUUCCACCUUUCAAACUUUCAUUCCUUCGAAUCCACCGCUAGAUUGUUACGAACAUCAUCCGUCACAAAACCGGACUUCGGUGGUUGGUAACUAGUUGGGACCGAGUUACAGCAUCAACAAGAACUUUGAACCACAACAUCGACCUUUACCCUCAAUAUGUCCAUUCCACCAUUCAAGGUGAAGGCUAUCUUUGAAUACACUUCACCGCAUGAUGAUGAUCUUCACUUUCCAAAUGGCCAGAUUAUUACGGUGACGGAGGAGGAAGAUGCGGAUUGGUAUGCGGGAGAAUAUGUUGAUGCUUCAGGAGUCAAACAAGAAGGCAUUUUUCCACGAAAUUUUGUGGAAAAGUAUGAGCCUACCGCGCCUCCAAGGCCUACGCGUGUCAAUCGACCAAAGAAGGAGCCCGAACCAGCUUCUCCUGUGGUCGCUUCCGAGCCAGUAAGAGAACCAGAACCUCAGCCGGAAAUCGAAACACAGCCUGAAGAGGUUCCUGAAGCUCCCGUGGUACAAGAAAGACAACCUCCUCCUCCUCAACCAGCUCCACAGGCUAAACCACCAAAACCUGCAUCUCCACCCCCAGCACCAGCAGCUGCAAAACCACCUCCAAGUCAAAAGCCAACUUCUCCUCCUGUUAGUGAAAAACCAAGCGCCGGGUCAUUUAGAGAUCGUAUCGCAGCAUUCAACAAGGCUGCACCUCCGCCAGCUCCAUUCAAACCCGCAGGUUUCAGUUCUGGAGGCUCGAAUAAUUUCAUCAAAAAGCCAUUUGUCGCCCCACCUCCAAGAAAGGAUGCUUAUAUUCCUACACCGCGCGAACCCCCGCCACAAAAGAUAUACAGACGUGAGGAAGAUCCCGAGAUUGCAGCAAAGGAGAAUGAGAAUCAGGAACAAGCUGAACGAGCAGGAUUAGCGCCCACUUCUCCAAACAACAAUGAUGAAGAGGAACAGCCUAAGCCAACGAGUCUCAAGGAACGCAUCGCACUUUUGCAAAAACAGCAAAUGGAACAAGCUUCUAGACAUGCGGAUGCAGCGCAGAAGAAAGAGAAGCCUAAGCGCCCACCCAAGAAGAGAACGGAAUCUCAUGAAGUCACAGAAGAGGGAGAGACUGCUAGCUUAGAACGACCGGAUACUGGGGAUAGGCCUGGAAAGAUGUCAAUGGAUUCUGUUAGGGAAGAAGAAGGUGUGCCACGACGAGCGAAAUCUUCUCGGGGACCUAUUCCAUCGAUUGAGGAUGGAAAUGAAGCGGACAUGUCAGGAGCAGCCGAAACUGCGGAAGAAUUGGAAGAUACCGGAAAGGAUGAUAGCGACGACAAACCUAAAGUCAAACCCCCUCAACCUCUUGUUCGUGCGCCAACAGCUCCAGUCGUGGAACCGGAUGUUGGCGAAGAAGAAGGCGCCGUUGAAGAACCUUCGCCUGUUGAAGUAGAAGAGGAAGAGGAGGAGGAGGAGGAGGAGGAGGACGAUAUCGACCCCGAAGUAAGACGCAAAGAAGAAUUACGUGCUCGAAUGGCAAAAAUGAGCGGCGGUAUGGGUAUGCAUGGAAUGUUUGGCGGUGGAAUGCCAAUGGCAGCUCCUCUUCCACCAAAAAAGAAGAAGCCAUCCUUGCCACUUCCAAAACGUGGAAGCACUGCUGGAUCAGACGCGAUAGUUUCCCCAAUCGCUAGCGCGCCACCUGUACCAAUGAUUCCUCUUCCUGGUAUGUCUCGAGUUCGAAGUCCGGAUGAAGUCGAGAAACAGGAGGAGACUGAGGAAGAGAAGCGACCAGUCUCAUCUGCGCGUCCUGCUGAUGUAGUACCGGAUGUUGAGGAUGUUGUACCUGAGAAAGAAGAAGAAUCAGCACCUCCACCGGUUCCAACUCAUGAUGGCGGCGCACCACCCCCUCUUCCGAGUGGACGACCUGCUCCUCCACCUAUUCCAAUUGAUUCUCGACCAGUUCCAGCUCCUCCUGCAGAGAUCUUGUCACCAGGCGCUGGUUAUGAGUCUGAUGAUGAAAUGGCUGAGCAAGCACGAAAUAUGUCAUUGGCUGAACCCCCUCAAGCUCCCCCUCGACCUUCUGAGGUACCAGGUUCUCCACGAUCACCAGCUAGUAAGAGAGCUUCAUACUUUGGUUCUGAACAAUCACCGCAAUCUCCAAAUACGCCUGGUAGACGUGCCAGUAGAGUGCCGCCUAUCCCGCUUGGUAUUCCUACUCCAGCUCAAACUCGAGCCCCUCCACCACCUCCGCCUGGGGCACCAUUGAGCAGAUCUUCAACAGGUGAUCAAAAUAUUAUCCCCCACUUGAAUCCACCUCCUCCACCUGUGGACGAUGGAAAAGAAGACGAUUAUGAAGGUGAUUAUGAUACUGAUAUCGCUUCCGCGGUACCACAUAAAGAUGCUUUAAAGCACACCAAAGAAGCAAGUGUUGAUGAUGCCGCUCUUCGAUCUCCAAUUGCUUCUCCAACUUUUGCUCCUCCACUUCCUCCACCUACAGCUCCAGCUCCAAAAGCUAUUCCACCACCAUUGCCGUCACAACCACCACCUCGUCCAUCAGCAGAGGUUCCUAGGGUUGCUCCACCAGCUCCACCACCGCCACCACCUGGAAGAGCUCCAGCUCCAUGGGAACCUGAGAACAAUGAAUAUGAUCCUUACAAUUAUGCACCAACGACAACCACUGCUCCAGUUCAAGUUGCUCCAGCUACACCAAAAAUGGAACCUGUUGAAGAUGAUUUAUACUCAGCUUCUCCACCAAGAUCAUUUGCUUCGCCUAAACAAGGUCGAGCUCCAGCUCCACCUCCGAAUAAGCCUUCAAUAAAACAAUCAUUGGAUCUUAAUCGCGCGGCUGUUACUGGUGGUGUACGAAGAUCUAUGGAUUUAAACAGAAUGUCUAUGGAUUCAGGUUUUAUGGCCAAUGAUGUUGAUUUGGGAAUUGGUAGUCAAUGGUGGAUUGUCAAGAAAAGUCUCCCCCCUGUUUUCCAGGCUCGAAAAGACAUUUUGACCGAAUCGGAAGAUACAUCAUCAAUUUCUGAUACGAAUCAACCUGUUGUCACAAGAGAACUUUUUGUCUUAUUUCAUGAUUACUCUCAAACGAUCAUCGCAGCUCAAUACAAUCCAAAGGAUCCUUCUGAUUGUCAACUUGAACAAAAACAUGAAGGGCCUCCUGCUCGUUUACGUCAAGAUCAAUUGGAAGAAGCUCAUGAACGUUUUGGUAAGCGUGUCAUUGAAGCAGUGACUGUUAGACAAAAUACUAUUGUUGGUGAUGGUACACCUCAAGGAUUAAUUCUUGAAUUACUGAAACCAUUAGCUGGUGUACUUAUGCCAGUAGGUACUCGAGCUUAUGGUGCUCUUGUUUAUAGUAAUAUGGCCAAUGCAUCGACUCAACAAUUUGAUGAGAUCCGAGCAGGUGAUAUUGUUACACUGAGAAAUACCAGAUUCCAAGGUAAACAUGGAUCAAUGCAUACGAAAUAUACAGCAGAAGUUGGUAAACCCGAUCAUAUGGGUGUAGUUGCUGAAUGGGACGGUACGAAGAAAAAGUUAAGGGCAUGGGAACAAGGAAGGGAGAGUAAGAAGGUUAAGCUAGAGAGUUUCAAGUUGGAUGAUUUGAGAAGUGGUGAAGUCAAGAUUUGGAGGGUUAUGCCGAGGAGUUGGGUGGGUUGGGGAGAGGGGAAUUAAGUUGUGAGGGGUUGUGGGUAGGUUUGGGUGGCUAGAUGGUAGGAGUAAGGAGGGGAGGAGGGAGUAUGAAGGGAUGUCAGGAUGGGGUGAAUUGAUGAAACUUUUGAUACUGUGAGCAUUGUGAUAUGCCAACGGGGAUUGAGAUGGUAUGAGAUGAAUUGAUUAAAAGAUAGUCAAUUGCAGCGGGUUUUGUGUGUGUAUACGUGUAUACAGUUAGUUUAUUAGGAAGGCAUCGCAUGAUUGAUCCAUUAAAAAUUUACAUUUCUCUUUUUGUACUAGUAAUCUCUGAAAUUCAUCCUCUCCUUCAGC